Durusdinium trenchii is the source of this 858-nucleotide messenger RNA. The record is from the annotation of a GenBank genome assembly. Lineage: Eukaryota; Dinophyceae; Suessiales; Symbiodiniaceae.
CUGGCUGAUGGACGACCAAAAUGGGCUCAGCUUGGAUUCUGGAGGAUCGGGUCCAAGCUACUUGGCGUUUCGCAGGGCCUCGUGCCGCACCUUCUCGUGCCCCGCGGGAACGACGUGGACGGCGACGAGGAGACAGAACGCUUCAGCCGCGACGGCGACGGUGACGGCGGCCUCCUGUUGCAGGUGCGCUGCUCCCAAUGAGGUUUCCAUUCGGAGCAAGGAACCUGACUUGGAAUGCAUGCGCUGUCCAGCAGGAAGAGCUCCCCAGGAUGACCGUUGCGACGCAUGCGCUUCAGGCUUUGCCCAAGCUGGUGCUGUGCGUUGUGAAGACUGCCCACCUGGAGAGGUUCCUCUACUUCCGAGCCGCACUGACUGCAGGGCGUGCGCUCCCGGCCAUUAUUCCGAUGGUGACAUGUGCCGGUCCUGCUCAUUUCCCCUUCUCGUGCUGGACAACACCUGUGUUUGGUGGCACCUCGUGUUGAUCAUCGGCUUGCUGGCCCUCUCCUCCGGCAUCAUCUUCCUCCUACACCACAUGGCCAAGAGGCAUCGACGGAAGCGAACAGAGACCCGCCAAGAGGAGGUCCGGCUGAACGAUCCAGCACAUGUUGAACAAGCGAAACCUUCACGAUUGCCAUGUGUAUACACGAUAUAACCGAGUUUCUUCAUGUUUUGGCCAUUCAUCAUUUUUUGGAUCCAUUUGUUCAUUUAUCUUUGCCAGUGUACAUCCACUAAACUGCGCAUGGAUGACUUCGUCGCGGCCAGCGCAUACACCGAGCCAUAACACCAUGAGGUGAGUCGGAUCCUUCAAGAGUUUGAGGAUGAGCUCUGGGAUGAGAAGCCCGAGACCCUGAACAGGCU